GGAAGGACGAGUACCUUGGGGCGGGCGCUACGGUGUCUGGAGAAGCAAAGAAGGUUGCCAAUGGCUUUGCGCUGGCAGGGCGGGGUGCGCAGAUUGCGUGGCCGGUGGACAGAGACGGGCAUGGCCCAGGGCACGGUUCUGCGGGCGAAGAGGUGACUCUUGUGGCGACGGUGACCAUCAACAAGGCGCCGCUGACCGCCACCCCACUGCUGGGCGUGAUGACGAUGCCCACUGGGUCGUAUCUGGGGCUGUGGUACGACGAGCACAAGCGCUGGAAGACGAAGUUCGGGACGGAAGGAGCGAGUGCACAAACAAUGACGUGGGAGGAGGGAAGGGCAUACCGAGUGGUGCUCACGGAGAAAAAUGGCAGCGGCUCGGCGUACGUCGACGGACGGCUUGUGGGGAGUUUGGAGAAUAAACCUCCGUUUACAGAUGCGUUUCCUCCGCCUCCGCCUCCGCCUCCGCCUCCGCUUCCUAGUGACGGACCUCCGCGCGAAAGGCCGCCGGAGAGGGUCUCGCACAUCUUCGUUGGGGAAUACAGGUACGACGAGGAAAACGCAGAGUUCCACGUGACGGUGACGAACGUCUUGCUGUACAGCCGCUGCUUCGACGCCAGUGAGGUUGCGGCGCUGGAGAGGAAAGAAGAGGAUGCGUCGGCGCCGGGCCUAAACAACGCCUCCGCCGCACUUGCAAAGGGGGCUGCUGGCACAGUGCAGAGGGAGGCUGGCGGCGGCGACGGCGCUGUGCGUGGGUGUGUGUCUCGGCUGCUGCUGCUGCUUGCCCUGCUGGGGCUGUGGGGCACGACGGCUCUCUGCUGA
Trypanosoma conorhini is the source of this 818-nucleotide messenger RNA. Its product is annotated as trans-sialidase. The transcript has a single exon. The record is from RefSeq and is a predicted model, not a curated record. Lineage: Eukaryota; Euglenozoa; Kinetoplastea; Trypanosomatida; Trypanosomatidae. The annotation marks the transcript as partial.